Molecule: messenger RNA, 1342 nt
Organism: Pyrus x bretschneideri (Chinese white pear)
Lineage: Eukaryota; Viridiplantae; Streptophyta; Magnoliopsida; Rosales; Rosaceae
Product: probable WRKY transcription factor 74
Exons: 3
Coding region: 253-1194 (313 amino acids)
Biological process (GO): regulation of DNA-templated transcription
Molecular function (GO): DNA-binding transcription factor activity; sequence-specific DNA binding
Source: RefSeq, a predicted model, not a curated record
CGCUCAAUAAAGCAUGGACAGCAGUACUCGGUACUGUACUUUUGGUAAAUUUUCUAAGCCACAGUAAACCCAAACCUGUAAAAACUCGAGGUCAUGUACCAGGUCGUCUGAUAAUUAUUUCUUGGAAAGCUUCCUCCGAAAACUAAAACCCCCAACCUUUUCUCUUUCUUGGGUACUUCUCAAUCUGGUUUUGGCAAGGUUUUUAGAAUUUAGAGGGGGAGAGAGAGAGAGAGAGAGAGAGAGAGAAAGAGAAUGGAGGAGGUUGAGGCAGCUAACAAAGCAGCAGUUGAGAGCUGCCACAGAGUUCUGAAUCUCUUGUGGAAACCAAAACCUUGUAAACAUUUGCAGGCGGAGACUGAGGUGGCAGUGUUCAAGUUCAAGAGAGUUCUCUCUCUCCUCAGCCAUGGAAGAGGAAGAGUGAGAAAGUUGAAGAAAAACUUAAAUCCACUACCUCUCCCUCACAAUAUCUUCUUAGAUGGCCCUAAUUAUUCAGAUACUUCACCAAAACCCCUCCAGUUCUCCCCUCCUACUUUCCCUAAAACCCCUCACAAAGAAAAAGUUUUUCUUGGAAGCCCAGUUCCCAAAACAAAAACUUUGCAACAGCACCAGGAAGAGAGAACAAAAUUACAGUUUCACCCCCAGUGGGUGAAAUAUAGGGAUGAAAUGGUGUUCUCUGGGAGAAACAGUGGCAUUAACCUUGCAUUUGAUAGGUCUAGCUCUAGCUGCAAAACCUCCACGACGUCGGCCAGAUCGUUCAUGUCAUGUUUGAGCAUAGGCGGCUGUGCCGCCAUCACCGGCGGAGAUUCCUUUCGGUUAAUAGGUGGUGUGCCUUGGGUUUCCGGUCAGAUUUCCCAGCAGCAAAGGAGGUGCAUUGAUGUGGUGGAAAAUGGGAGUGCGGAAUGUGGCAGCAGUAGCAAAUGCCACUUUCCAAAUAAGAGGAAACUGAAGGAGAAAAGAUCUUUUAAGGUCCCUGCCAUUAGUGACAAGAUUUCAGACAUUCCAUCCGAUGAGUACUCGUGGAGGAAGUACGGGCAGAAGCCGAUCAAGGGCUCCUUGUAUCCGAGGGGAUACUACCAAUGCAGCAGCAUUAGAGGCUGUCCUGCGAGGAAACACGUACAGAGAUGCCUUGAAGACCCUGCAAUGCUCGUAGUCACCUACCAAGGCGAGCAUAAGCAUUCACAAUCCGCCCAGUGAGGCAGUGACGUGGAAUACCGCCAGACAUCCCAUUGCAGGAAAGUUCUAGCCGUGAAGAGCAUCCUUACAGGACGAACAUAGGCUAACAAGUAUUUCAUGUGAAAUGUAGUAACUUGGAGUUUAUGAAAAGCACUAUUUUUAACGUUCA